This is a messenger RNA of Zingiber officinale, 2649 nucleotides long. Its product is annotated as diacylglycerol kinase 5-like. Lineage: Eukaryota; Viridiplantae; Streptophyta; Magnoliopsida; Zingiberales; Zingiberaceae. The transcript has 12 exons. Bases 1123 to 2574 code for a protein of 483 amino acids. The record is from RefSeq and is a predicted model, not a curated record. Gene Ontology annotation, molecular function: ATP-dependent diacylglycerol kinase activity.
UUCAUUCCCUCCUUCCUGCACGCGGAUAAUUGUCGGGGGAAAGGAAUCGCACUUCUUCUCGAGAUCGCUUUCGGCUGAUUCUAUAGUCCUCGGAUAAGCGUCUCCGGAGUCCAAUCCAGGGUUCCAGACUUCCAGUAGUCCUCGUUCGGUUGCUUUUCGCUCUUGAGUUUCUAAUUUCGGGCGAAUCGGGGCUUUUUUUUCUUUCCUCUCUUUUUUGGAGUGGGUUCGUACUCGUUCGAAAUGGCGUGUGAAAAAAGUUGAUUUUUUUCCCCUAAACUUUCCUCUCUUCAGUUUGCGAUGGAUAGGUCGAGGACUGAUUUUGAUUUCUGACUUUUGGGGCAUUCACUGCUCGGCUGCUCCGUUGAUCUAUAUUUUGACAGGUUCGAUUAAUCGAAUGUGAAGUUUUAAUACAAGGUUUUCUCGUUCAUUAAGGAUCUUGCUAUAGAUCUGUGAUUAACAUAUUUAGGAUGUCUUUGUCAGGGGGUCAUUAUGUUGUUUUUUUUUAACAGCGAGGGAUUUGAUGGUUGCGUAGAGACUAUGUUUCUUUUUAAGUGGGUAGUUAGUGAAAACCUUGCUAAUUUGGUUUUAUAUUAGUCGAUAAAGUAUUCUAUUGAUUUAUGACUUUGUCGACGUUGAUUGUUCUGGUGACCUAUGUUUUGAUGGGUUAGGUAAUCUGAUAAGGUUAUCUUGUUUAUUAAGAAUGUUUCUUUGAGUUCUCUAUUCUAUAGAUCUUUGUUUUUAUAGCAAGGAAUUUGAUGGUUGCCUAAAGAGUACUUUUCUUUUUGAGCAGAUAGCUAGUGUUCAUCUUGCUAGUUUUGUUAGAAAUAAUCGAUGAAGUAUUCUGUGGAAAAUUAUCAUUUAUGUUGCUGUUUUCAACAGCGAGGUAUUUGCUGGUUCUUGUAAAGAUUAAGUUUCUUUUAAGUGGGUAGUUAGUGUUCAUCUUACUAUUUUAGUAGAGAACAACCCAUAAAAUAUUCUGUUGAAUCUUUUCUGUCAAGAAAAUUAUCAUUGCAUCUGAACUUUAUUCUGUUUUUUAAAUUGUCAUCGUUACUGUUCUUGCUCUUUAUCAGGAUUUUUGUGUAGAGGUGAUUUUGUUUAAAAGUUGCAGAUUAAGGUUCUGAGAUGGAUGACUACAGUUCUGAGAAAGAUGAGAUAUUAAAGGAGUUCUUUAUUCCUAGUUACGUAUUUACUGCGGAGUUGCCAAUAAAACACCUUUCUCAUGUACCCGCUUGUCCUGUAGUGGUCUUCAUUAAUACCAAAAGUGGUGGCCAGCUUGGAGGUGAUUUACUUGUCACAUUUCACAAAGUUCUUAACAAACUUCAGGUUUUUGAUUUGCAAUCAGAAGCUCCUGACAAGGUGUUGCACCAGAUAUAUGGAAAUUUGGAAAAACUCAAAGCAAAAGGAGAUCAUCUUGCUGCUGAAAUCUUAAAUAGGUUGAGACUAAUUGUUGCAGGUGGAGAUGGUACAGCAAAUUGGCUUCUUGGAGUAAUUUGUGACCUUAAACUUGCUCGACCACCUCCUCUCGCCACAAUGCCACUAGGCACUGGAAACAACAUCCCGUUUUCAUUUGGCUGGGGAAAGAAGAAUCCUGGUACAGACUAUCAAUCUGUCAAAUCAUUUCUAGAACUAGUAAUGAAAGGAAGAGAAAUGAUGAUCGAUAGCUGGCAUAUUAUUAUGAAAAAGCAAGUUCCAAAGGAAGGUUCAUGUGAUCCAAUUUCACCUUUAGAACUACCUCAUGCUAUGCAUGUGUUUCGGUGUGUUUCACAGACAAGCUCAUUGAAUAUGCAAGGCUACCAAACAUUUCGUGGGGGAUUCUGGAACUACUUUAGCAUUGGAAUGGAUGCACAAGUGUCAUUUGCAUUCCAUGCUGAGAGGAAGAAGAACCCAGAAAAGUUCAAGAACCAGUUAGCUAAUCAGAUGACCUACUUGAAGCUUGGAUGUACGCAAAGAUGGUUUUGUACAUCUCUAUUUCAUCCUUCUUCAAGGAACAUAGCUCAGCUUGCAACAAUGAAGAUCAUAAGAAAGACUGGCAACUGGGAGAAGCUUCAUGUUCCUCGCAGCAUCAGGUCAAUUGUUUGUCUUAACUUGCCCAGCUUUUCUGGGGGAUUGAAUCCUUGGGGAACACCAGAUAAGAAGAAACAACAAGAUAGAGAGCUGACUCCACCAUUUGUCGAUGAUGGCCUACUUGAGAUCGUCGGUUUCAAGGAUGCUUGGCAUGGACUUGUUUUGCUUGCUCCUGGAGGACAUGGGACUCGCCUUGCACAGGCACAUCGCGUUCAAUUCAAAUUCCACAAGGGCGCUGCUGAUCAUGCUUAUAUGAGAGUUGACGGAGAACCAUGGAAGCAACCACUUCCUCAAAACAAGGACAAAGUUAUCGUCGAGAUCUCCCAUCUACGUCAAGUGUGUAUACUCACAACAGGUAAUUGCGUAGCUAAAAGUAUCCACGAUAUACCUCGCAAUGAAGACUCAAGCAGUGAAGAUUCUAACAAUAGCUACUCUGAGGAAAGGAGGAAGUUUGGUUCAGCAGAAACAUUCAGGUAUCAUGACGAUAUCGAUAGUGUCAGCAGCGCUUAGUUUUUCGGUGAUUUAGUAUGUAUUUUUCUGAUUUGCUUCUUCAGUCAAUCUCAUAUAGUUGUGUUUUUUGGUGUU